Python bivittatus (Burmese python) is the source of this 3208-nucleotide messenger RNA. The record is from RefSeq and is a predicted model, not a curated record. NCBI's taxonomy places the organism in Eukaryota, Metazoa, Chordata, Lepidosauria, Squamata, Pythonidae.
CCUCCAAAAGUAAGGUGUUUGACAAGAAUCUGGCAUCCAAAUAUAACUGAGACAGGGGAAAUCUGUUUGAGUUUAUUGAGAGAACAUUCUAUUGAUGGCACUGGCUGGGCUCCAACUAGAACCUUAAAGGAUGUUGUUUGGGGAUUAAACUCUUUAUUUACUGAUCUCUUGAAUUUUGAUGAUCCUUUAAAUAUUGAAGCUGCAGAACAUCAUUUACGUGACAAGGAGGACUUCAGAACUAAAGUUGAAGAUUACAUUAAACGCUAUGCAAGAUGAUGAUGGGAGGUGGAUAGCAAGACCAUGAACUGCACCUUAAUAUGUCCUGAAACCACCACCACCAAAAAAGAGGGGGCUUUUGUCUUGUGUUCAUGUUGUUCUGAUGAAGAAAACAAGCCUCUUCUCUAUGUUAAAUGAAAAGUUCAUCAAUACAGCAAGAAAAUGGUGUAUUGUUGGUUGAAAAAAGUUGUUUGCUUAACUUUCAACAGUCUCUUUUUGAAAUUGUACCAUAUAUCCAGAAUUAAGAUCUACUUGAGACUAAAGAGAAACCACUAUUAAGAUCAUUUAUUCAUUUUAAAAUUUUCUUAAUACCUAGUAUGGAAUAUUUAAGAAUGGCAAUAAAUAAAAGUGGGCCAGAAUUGAAAUAACAUGUCAUGCAUUGUACUGAGUGCAUACAUCAGCUCUAUCUACUGUCGAAAUGCUGUUAAAUUUGAAAUUGCUGAUAUUGGUUCAUCUUUUAUCUACAGUUUUAAAUUUGCAUUUAUUGUGCAGAGCACUUACUGAAACCAAGGCUGUCUGAACACACAUAAAUACAGUGUAUUUCCUUUAAAAAAAUAACUAUUUUAUAUGUAAAUGUAAUGAAAGGUAUAAUGGUUUUUAAAUACCUUUAGAUUCUGAUGUGGAGAAUUGAUAUUUCAGGCCAUUAUAAAACAAAAUAACCUUAACUUUCUGGUACCAAAGCUUUAGAAGCUAAUCCUUGAGAUCAAAUUAAUGCUUACUGCAACUUAACUGUAACACUGUUAGAAGCCAAAUCUUUCAGGAUAAGCAUGGUAUAUGAAGAACUUUGAAUAUAACUAGCUCUAUUUCACACAAAGUAUGUAUGAACUGCAAAAUCCCAUUUGGGUUGAGAGUACACUGUCCAGGUCUGUUUAAAAGCAGAUGCCACACAUAAUAUAUACUUAAUAUUUUAUCUUAAUUCUUUUUGACACAAUGACCAUUCAAAAUAGCGAGAGCCAUACCCCUCAAAUAAUGUUAUUUAAGGUUAAUUAAAUAAGGUUAAUUAAAUUACUGCCAAAGCCAGAGACAAAUGUUUAUGUAGUUUCAUACACAUUGUGUGCAUAAUAUUUCUGCCUCAACUUUUUUUCCAUACAGAAGAAUCUAAUUUAAUUUAUUAGGUGCUUCUGUGUGUUCUCAAUGCAGUAAACCUUCAAUUUAAUGGUGUCUUUGGGAGAAAGGUGUCUAUAAAAGCAGAAUGUCUAUUAAAUCUGAAUAGAAUUUUACCUAUGCAUAUUUUAUGUAUUUUAAACAAAUGUAAAAUUGGAAUGGGAUUUUAUGCAUGUAUAGAAUGGUGAAUGGGAUUUUAUGCAUGUUCAGAUUUUGAUAAUUGCAUCUGAAGUCUGCUAAAUCGAAGUCUGUUAAAUCAAAGGUUUACUACGUCAUAAUACUUUAAACUUUGAUAGUGAAUUCAUUUUAACUACACAAUAGAUUGUCAUCAGUGUAAUGCUAUUCGGAACAAAGCACCUUGAGAUUCCAUUAGAAUGGAAAUAAAUACAUGACUAAAUGUUCAUUGCAAUUAAUGGUGCUUAGAAAAUGCUUAAUUUGUUCAAUAGAAGUUUGUUUCAAAAUAAAAAUAUUUCUUUGAAGUGUGAAUUACUCAGAGAUUCUGAGAAAAAUUACCUGUUGCCUGUCUUUGGGAAAUUAUUUACAAAUGUUCUGAGACAAUAAUAUAGUGGGCAAAUAGAAAAGGGCUUGUUUCGAAUAGGACAAUGUUUACAAAAACAUUGUUCCUAUUUUGAAGAAAAAUAACCACAAUUCCAAAACAAGAGUAUUGCAAGUUGAACUGUGUAAUUAAAUACAUGAAGAAAAGUUUUUCUCUAUGAAUAUUGCAAAAUUCUGAUUAUUCAUAGUAUUGCCAUCUAGUCAUUGCCCAGUAUUAUUGGGCAAUAAACUACCUAUAUAGAAAGCUGUGUACAGAGAGAGUAGUUGACAGAAGGAUGCAGAAAAUGAUUGGGACAGGGUAGUAGAGAUCCUUGGGGAACUCUGGAGCAUCUGGGAGAUGUUCGGUGUUAGUGUGGUCUCACCAGGAGAGUUGGCUGCAUGCAGCUGGGAGGGUUGACUGGAACAUAGGCCAUUGGGAAAACUGGUGGCCAGGUGCAGCUCGGUUAUAGUUACUGGGGGACACCGGAGGAUGCUAGGGAGAAUGGAGGAUACUAAAGAGGCAUUGGAGACCAAUACAAAUCAGAAUCGGUGAAAGGAUCAAACAUGCCAGUUUUGCAAAUCACUCAACAUUCUAUGUCACAAGUCUCUGGAUUAUGGAUGUUUACAAGCUUUGUAAUGCUAGUCCUUUAAAACAUGCUAAUUUUGGAUUCUUUAGACUUCAUUAGCUCCAGGACUGAACCAGCAUUUAAAUGUAGCCUCUUCCAUUGGAGCUAUCAACUUCAGGGAUCUCCCACUGGGCUGUAGUCCCUGCUUCUGAAUGGACUAUGGAUUGGGCACUGAGGUUACCCACUCCCCCACACGCACACUGACACUUGUUUUGAGAACCAGAAGGGCAACAAAGCCAUGGUGAGGAAAAGGGGAGAAGGUAAGAGAAAUAGUUUAGCUGCGGAGGAGAUGAAGAAAAGCUGGGUGGUCUUUGCACUAGGAGCAAAAGGCUCAAGAGUAAAAGCGAGAGCAUUGAGUUGGGGGACGUAAAUAUGGUCUUUUGAGCCAACUCAGCACCAGAGACCGAGAAAAACAACGUACUGGAGCAUUUGAAUCUACUCUUAAGAGUCCUCAAUGAAACUCCAGUAUAGCAGUUGGAAAUGCUGGAGCCUAUUGUGCUAGGCCUUUCAGACUGCUGAACUGUAACAGAGUGAUCAAGGCACCUCAGGGAAAGGAGGUUGGCUGGGGGUGGGGUGGGAGCAGGGCCGGGGGUAGCACUCGGGCAAUUUGCUUGAAUUUCUCCUUACUCUUGUGUGAACCAUCUUAGGGCUUCCUUUUUUUUUUUUCU